Molecule: messenger RNA, 756 nt
Organism: Bombina bombina (fire-bellied toad)
Lineage: Eukaryota; Metazoa; Chordata; Amphibia; Anura; Bombinatoridae
Gene: RPL13
Product: ribosomal protein L13
Exons: 6
Coding region: 84-719 (211 amino acids)
Biological process (GO): translation
Cellular component (GO): ribosome; cytosolic large ribosomal subunit
Molecular function (GO): RNA binding; structural constituent of ribosome
Source: RefSeq, a predicted model, not a curated record
CCGCGAGUGUUCAUAUCCCAAAGUGCACCGGGGUUCUCCUUCCUUUCUUUGCGGCCAUUUCCCUAUAGAGGGAAUAAGCAGCCAUGGCGCCCAGCCGAAAUGGCAUGAUCUUGAAACCCCAUUUCCAUAAAGACUGGCAGAGAAGAGUAGCCACUUGGUUUAACCAACCUGCCAGGAAGAUCCGCAGACGCAAAGCACGCCAGGUCAAAGCUCGCCUUAUAACACCACGUCCUGUGUCUGGUCCCAUCAGACCCAUUGUCAGAUGUCCCACUAUUAGAUACCACACUAAAGUGAGAGCUGGCCGAGGCUUCAGUUUGGAGGAGCUUAAGGCAGCUGGUAUCAACAAGAGAAUUGCUCGCACCAUUGGUAUUGCAGUGGAUUCACGGCGCCGCAACAAGUCUACAGAGUCCCUUCAAGCCAAUGUGCAGAGGUUAAAGGAAUACCGUUCUAAACUGAUCCUCUUCCCAACUAGGCCAUCUGCUCCCAAGAAGGGUGAUAGCUCUGCUGAAGAGCUGAAGAUGGCCACUCAGCUUAAAGGACCAGUCAUGCCUAUUCGCAAUGUCUUCAAGAAAGAGAAGGCAAGAGUUAUCACAGAAGAAGAGAAGAACUUCAAAGCCUUUGCUAGCCUGCGUAUGGCACGUGCAAAUGCUCGGUUGUUCGGCAUCCGGGCCAAGAGAGCCAAGGAAGCCGCAGAGCAGGACGUGGAGAAGAAAAAGUAAAACUAUUGAACUGUUAAUAAAAGAAACUAUCCUUGUA